UGCGUAUAUGAAUUCGUGAGAAGGAGAGAGAGAAAAGGGAGGGAAAAGAGGUGUGUGUUGUAUGAGCAAAAGGGGGGACGGGUAAAGCAUAUAUAGACACCUCAUCUUUACGCUAAUAACAUACUCCCUCAGCUCAUGCAAACACACACACUGACAUAUAAACACCACUCACAUUUAAGCCAAUUCCUGCACUUAGAGGAAGGAAGAGAGAAAGACAGGGAUGCUCCUAGCAGGUGCCAAAAACUGAACUGAGACGUGUGAGGGAGAGAGACACAGGAUGGAGCAGGACUAAAGCAUUCAGUCAGAUAUUUUAUAAGAUCCUCAAACUCUCAUUGUGGUGUAUCUGGGGCCAAUAUCACUUGCACUAUGCUGUGCUCAUCUGUGUUUGUGGUGCUUCUUAUCCUUUUGGCCAAUCCCGUGCCGGGCAGCACCCGAGCCCUUCACACCUCUGACAAAGCCAUGCAGGUCAUUGAACAGUUCCUUGAGCGAUACAAUGACCUUUUAACCCUUGAUGAUCUUGAAAACCUCACAAGUGACCAAUCGGAAGAGCCCGUGCAGACCUUCAGCUCUGGGCUAAAGGUUGCAGAAUAUCCCAAGUGGAUUGACAUACCGGUGCAGAAUGAGAAUGCCUGGCUCCGGCUUUUAAAGGGGGCUUUGGCCAAUCAGAAACGAGCUCCACCGGAUCGGUUGCGGAGGGGGUGGAACCGAGGCUGUUUUGGCUUGAAACUGGACCGGAUCGGCUCUAUGAGUGGCCUCGGCUGCUAAUGAUGAACUCAGAAAUUGAUUUAAAAUGACUGUUGUCCUACUUAGGUUACAAAACUCUGUGCUGGUCUAGUCUGGGACCCUGUGAAAAUAGUGUACAAAGUUGUAGGUGGACAAAUUCAUUCAAUUGUGUCUCAAUAUACUUAUUUUUACAUUGAAUUUAAGGUGACGUUGUUUAACUGUAUUUGCAUAUUUAUUUCUUAAUGAAGGGAGCUGAGUGUUUUAGAUGUAGUUGAUUUGUGACCCUCAUUUUGAUAUUCUGCUAGUAGUUAACUAGUAUUUAUAAGGUCUCAAAGAGUCUCAAAAUGCAUGCUUUAUAGAACAUAAAUAUAUACUCCUCACCUUUAAUUUUUGCCUGAAUAAAGUUUGAUCCCAUGUCAUA
Messenger RNA from Danio rerio (zebrafish), 1144 nucleotides. Lineage: Eukaryota; Metazoa; Chordata; Actinopteri; Cypriniformes; Danionidae. The record is from RefSeq and is a predicted model, not a curated record.